AUGUUCCGUGCCGCCUUACAAAACGUGGAUUUGUGUUGGGUCAUUUUAUUCUACUUAGCUUUUACACUUGGCUGUAGAUCAGCAAAUGCAGACAGCUGUCAUGAGGUGAAGACAGCAUACAUGAUGCGUCAGAUUGGCCAGGUGGAUCUCGUGCCAGACAGUCCCCAAACAGAUGACUCUCUUCGAGUGUGUGUCCACUCUGGGCCAGGGUGCUGCACCAGUAAGAUGGAGGACAGUUACAUGGCUGCGGUUCGUAGCGAGACGCAGCAGAAGAUGCGAUCCUUCAGCUUUGAGCUCAAGUACCUUAUUGCUGGACACAGCAAAGCCUACCAAGACACCUUUGAUUCACUCGUGUCCUUCACAUCUAAUUUGACCAGCUCCUUGUUUGAUAGUGCCUACGCCAGCCUUGCAACAGACUGUCGGCCACAUGUUCUUCAGCUUUUCAAUGACCUUAAUCGUCAUCUUUCGGGGAACCCUAAUUCCUCAUUGGAAUACGCAGUUGGGAAUUUCUUCAACGAACUCUUCCCACUGGUCUACCGUCGACUUCUUAACCCUGGUUUUGGCCAAACGUCAUCCUGGUCUUUUUCCUCCUCAGCCAGUUAUGAAGCAUGCUUGCAGAUGACACGGCAGGAUAUAAAUCCAUUUGGACCACAUCCCCAACUCCUGGUUUCCAGUCUUUCUCGUGCACUUGGAGUAGGACGAACAUUGAGUCAAUUGCUAAGAUUGGCCGGGGAUGUUGUAGAUGCAACGGAAAAGGCAACAUUAUCCAGAGAGUGUGGACGUGGCUUAGUAAGGAUGCAGUAUUGCUCCCAUUGUAGGGGUCUAACAUUAAUCAGGCCCUGUACCGGACUCUGUGUUAAUGUUAUGAGAGGAUGCCUGGUGGGGAUAUCAGAGCUUGCUGCACCCUGGAGAAGUUUAGUCGUAUUGCUCCAACGUUUAGCUGCUAUGUUAGCAACCAGCAGCAACCACAACAGCAUGGAGCUCGCACUGUUGGCGGUCCGAAAUCAUGUGAAUGAUGCCAUCCUGCACGCCCAGCUGCACGGUCCACGCAUCACUGCUAUUGUAGAGAAGGUGUGUGGUUUACAGUUAGUUGGUUCUGCGAUGAUAAGUGGACAUCCUAGUAGCUCACAUGUUACAACACCUACUGCCCGGAUGACACAAAGAACCUCAAAGAGGGUGUCCAUGACUUCCCUCUCAACGGACUCUGGUGCUUUUCCAAGUCUUCAGCUACAGUCACAGAGGUCAUUUCCCCUCAAAGGAUCCAGAGGUGACAAGAGCCGUAGUCUUAAAAAAUUAUCAAGGGAGUUUGAGGGCUCCAUUCAACGAUACCAGUUGUUUUUCUCAGAGUUACCCGAGAUGCUUUGUGAAAGUGAGAUGGAGGUUGAGCAGCACACCUGCUGGAGUGGUCAAGACGUUGUAGAGAGUUAUGGAAGUCGUGUGGUUGGCAGCACUUUAAAAGCCCAAAGGGACAACCCGGAAAUUACCGUCCGGAACACAGAUCCUGUCCUAAGAGCAGCAAAACAAAGAUUGGAACAGUUAACAAAGGAACUUUUAGUGGAACUUGGCUGGGUGAGCGAAGCCACAAGAAAGAGUGUGGAAGAGGAGGGAGGAAGUGCAGAAACAAACAUGGGAAGUGGGGACGAAUGUGAUGACGAAGACGGCUGUGAAGCAUCUGGUGAGGUGAACGAUGAUUUAUCCAGUGGUCACAGUCCAGUGACGGAGGAUAGGGCUCCCCCUCCUCGCAACCGUCUUCCUCCUCACCUCAACUCUUCUCCACUGGAGCCUGUCACAGGUUCAGCCAGCAUGUCGACUCUUGAACUGCUACAUUUGAGCCUGGCGAUGUUCCUUUUGCUGCUGCUGGCAUCCCCGUUGAGUUUUGAGUGA
Molecule: messenger RNA, 1884 nt
Organism: Nerophis lumbriciformis (worm pipefish)
Lineage: Eukaryota; Metazoa; Chordata; Actinopteri; Syngnathiformes; Syngnathidae
Source: RefSeq, a predicted model, not a curated record